Molecule: messenger RNA, 508 nt
Organism: Auanema sp. JU1783
Lineage: Eukaryota; Metazoa; Nematoda; Chromadorea; Rhabditida; Rhabditidae
Source: the annotation of a GenBank genome assembly
AUGAAACUCUUUUUAAAGUACAAUGUUGGCGUUGUUGUGAUAAGUAGCAAACCGAUUGGAGAGAAAACCUGCCCAUUGGUUCCCUGGACUGUAACUUUCGAUGUAUGUGUUUCUAAAACCGUUCCGGGCUUUGGGGAGCAGAAUACUAUUCAUACCAUUAUUGAACAGAAAAUAAAUGCUGUUACAAGCGCUGAGUUUGCUAACGUUGAGAUGGAGACCUUCUCUGUUCAACCAAACGUUAAGUCGUUGAAAGUAGAGAUCAGCAACAUCAGGACGAAGGGAAUUCAUAAAUUCGGAAUGAAAAACUUGGAUAGUGCAGAUGCAAAGGAAGAUUUGGUAUUGGAUGUUGAUGGUGAGAAGCUUCACUGCCACAGUCAGAUUCUAUCUUGGAACUCCAAGAUCUUUAAAAAUAUGAUCGAAGAGGGCGAAGUGCCUUCUGAAAUCUGCUUGAAGGAUAUGAUUCCACUCCUGGAACUUCGAGAACUUCUUCAUUACCUCUACUUACCUU